GCAGCCCUACACAUACAGGCAAAAUCGCUGGACUUUCUUUAAAGAAUAACUUCUGGUUUUUCAGCUCAUUUUCCUAUUGUUUUGCUACGGAUAAGGUAAUCAGCUAAAACACCUUAGCUGAAUAACAUACAUCAUGUUCAGAGCUGCAAAUCAUGUGUCAAGGAAGGUUUUAUCCAGGGUGGGAUCCACCAACCCUGCACUGCCAGGCCAGCUCAGCUCCAGGUCCCAGACCACAGCGCCCAAGAAAAAGGGCAGUGUCUCGGCGGUGACGGUCGGCGCCGGUGUCGUCUCUCUGGCGCUCGGCGGCACCGUCGGGUACGCCUGGCUCGACCCGGCCUUCCGUGACACAUUGGAGGCGUCGGUGCCCUACUCGAAGGAGGCCCUGGCGGCGGUGCUCGGGGAGCGCGCGCCGCCCCCGCCCCCGCCCGAGGAGGUGCCCUCCAAACUGCGCAUUAAAAAGCCAGCUCAGAAGUCGGAACCAAAGAAGGAGGUGGCCAGCGACUCGGCGCCUGCUAAAUCCACCGACAAGUCAGAAGCGGUGGAGCCGGCGUCAGACGCCAAGGCCUCCCCACCAGCGGAGGCGGCCGAACAGCCCUCAGAGGCGGCGCCCGCGGAGGCCAAGAGCUCGGCGGAGGAAGACGCCGCGCGCGCCGCCGAGGAGCGCGCCCGCGCCCUGGAGGCCGACCACGCCGUGGAGAAUCUGGCGCUGGAGAACCUGCUCAAGGAGCUGAGUCAGCAGGCGCAGAUGGCGCUCGACGUGGCCGUCGACGCUCAGCAGCGCGCCGCCUCUGCCGUCGUCGGUCACGUGGAGCGGGUGUUCCGCAGUCUCGAUGACGCCACGGAGGCUGACUGGUCCGAGGUGAAGGACUCGGCAGACAUCAAGGCGCAGAUCUGCAAGAAGGCAGACGAGCUGGCUGAGAACGCGCGGGAGUACCUGGACAAGCUGUCUUCUGUCGUGGAGGAUUCCCGCCGGAACAAGGUGACGGCCACCAACGAUCAGCUGACGCCCGUCCAGGAGGCGCUGGCCGCCGCCUACUACCGGCUGGAGACGGCCAAAAACAAGGUGGCGGCGGCGCUGAGCGAGGCGCGCGUGAUGGACGAGUUCCGACAGCUGGUGGACGAGUCGCGCGCCAAAUUCCAGCAGGAGAUGUCCAGCAUCGUCCCGGGCGUGGUGCUCGGAGAGAAGAACACCAAACUCUCCGAGGAAGAGCUGAACGUGCUGCUCGUGCACGCCUACAGGAAGGUGCUCUACCUGCAGAAGGAGCUCGCCAGGAUGCUGACUGUGGAGCAGCAGAAGUUCAGCUCGGCGCUGGAGCGGCAGCGCCAGGAGCUGGACGCGGUGCUGGAGGAGCGGCUGUCCACGGAGCUGAGCCGCCAGCACCGCCAGGUGGAGCUGCACCACCGACAGCAGCUGGAGGCGCUGCAGACCGAGCUGGAGAACGAGAUGCGGCAGCAGCUGCGACGCCAGGCGGCCGCACACUCGGACCACCUCCAGGACGUGCUGUCAGUCCAGGAGCGCGAGCUGAAACUGCGGUUCGAGAUGGCACACGAGGAUCGCCUGCGCGACGAGCGACAACAGUAUCAGUCAGAGCUGGCUGUGGUGAUGGGAGAGCUCAAGGGUCUCAAGGACGCCAUCACAGCACGGGCCGACCUGGACCGGGCGGCGCACCACGCUCAGGAGAUGUGGGUCUCGUGCCAGGCGCUCAAGCAGGCCAUCCGCACGGGCCAGCUGGGCGCCGCCUCGUGGCAGCAGCAGCUCAAACCGCUGCGGGACGAGGCGGCCGCCAUCCGACAGGUGGCAGGCGAGUCGAACCGUUUUGUCAGCGCGGUACUGGACAACCUGCCGGAGGUGGUGCUGGAGCGCGGCGUCUACACUGAGGAUGCCCUCCGAGAGCGCUUCUGCAAGGUGGAGCGGCUCUGCAAGCGGGUCAGCAUGAUCGACGACGAGGGCGGCAGUCUGUUCAAGUACGCCCUCAGCUACCUGCAGUCGCUGCUGGUGGUCGAUGCCUUUGAGCGACUCCCCAGCAAAGAGCAGCGCGAUGAACCGAUCAACCCCACGCAGCUCAACACGUACGAGAUCAUUGCACGCGCAAGGUACUGUAUCGACAAGGACGACCUGAUCCAGGCGGUCAAGUACAUGGGCCUGCUGCGCGGCGAGCCCCGCCUGGUGGCCUCCGACUGGAUCCGCGAGACCCGGCUCCUGCUGGAGGCCCGCCAGGCCGCCGACGCCCUGCUGGCACACGCGGCCGCCACCGGCCUACAGGCGCUCUAGGGAAGCUUUAGUUGCGGUGCUCGACGCUAGAUGACAGUACGCGCGCGGCGCGACUGGCGGGAUGUUUGAAAUUGGCUGCUGUUGUGGUGGCUCGCCCGCGAACGCGAGGCGCCGAACAAGUGAGUGGGGCGGGCGAUCGAGAACGGCUUGUGAUUGUCCGUGGCGCUGGAAAGGCGGCCGCGGGAGAGGUUACGGGAGUGCGGGAGGAACCUCAGAGAGAGCGUAGGGCUGUACCCUGCAGUUUCCAAACAGAUGAAGAUCACUAUUGUUCGAUAUUGUUUGUACAUAGCGCGAGUGGUGCCUGUUGCUCUGUGUGCCGGGGUGCGGUGGAGCGGCACUCGUUCAGGGUGUGCCACAGGGUCCUGCUGCCCACCGUGAACACCGGACGCCGGACCGGCCGCGGCGCGUCUUUAUGAGAGCCGUAUGUGAGAGUGGUACGGUCAGACUACUGCCAGUAAUACAUACUGGAUGUGCA
Amphibalanus amphitrite is the source of this 2747-nucleotide messenger RNA. Its product is annotated as MICOS complex subunit MIC60-like. The transcript has 16 exons. The coding region runs from base 134 to 2272 and encodes 712 amino acids. The record is from RefSeq and is a predicted model, not a curated record. Gene Ontology annotation, cellular component: MICOS complex. Gene Ontology annotation, biological process: cristae formation. Lineage: Eukaryota; Metazoa; Arthropoda; Thecostraca; Balanomorpha; Balanidae.